AUGGUGACCCGGCGUCGGGUCCAAUCAAUUGCGAUCCGAUUCUAUCCCCCUUCAUACGACAUCCGCGUGGAGAGCGUGCCUAUGCCACAAAUUACCCACUCGGACGAUGCCAUCGUAAGAAUACACCUAUCCGGCUUGUGUGGUAGCAGUCUUCAUGUGUACAGAGGACACGAAGCCGUUGAUAAAAUGCGAGUCUAUUUUUCCGGUGCAUAUCAUACCUGCGGUCAUGAGUUUAUCGGACAAGUUGUCAAAUUGGGAUCGAGCUUCAGUGUACAUACUCUCAGACUUCCAUCACUGUAUGCAAAGCUAAAGACUGGGGAUAAAGUUGUUUGCCCCUUCCCUACCAGUUGCGGAGUAUGCCAAGUAUGUCGAUCAGGAUUUACGUGUCGGUGCAUCCAGAGCAAACUGUUCGGUUCUCCCGCCUUGGAAGGUGUGCAAGCGCAGUACAUUAGGGUACCGAGCGCGAGCGGGACGCUAUUCAACCUCAGUGACCCGGAUGCAUGGCCUUUGUCGAAGCUCAAACAAGUUUCUGAUAGUUCAUUGCUUCUUCUCGCCGAUAUCCUCCCCACUGGAAUUUUCGCCGCCAUUCAAGCAUUGAGCCACUCCAAAGUGCUACCCGUACCGGCGGCGGAGCCUUGGCCACCGCACGGCAAAGCGUCUAAGAAUAUUCCAACAUUUGCCAUUAUAGGGCUUGGUCCUGUCGGAUUCUGCGCAACCAUAAGAUUUAAAAUCAUAGCCGUUGAUCCUAUUGAAUCUAGGAGGAACAAGAUGCGUUCUAUCUAUUUUGAAAUAUCUGACUUAGGAGUUAGUCAAGAGAUCUUCGUGGUUCAGUCUAUCGAGGAAGUAAAAGAAACAGUACAUACCUGGACUUCUGAUGUGGGGUGUUCUGCCGUAUUAGAGGUCGUCGUCGGCAACAACAGCGCUCUCACACUGGCCUACGAGCUUGUGCAGCCAUUUGGAUCUAUGUCCUCUGUUGAUGCGCAUGGAGUACAUCCAUUCCCAUUGACCGGAGGACAACUUUAUGACAAGAAUGUAUCGUUUGAUUUUGGGCGUUGUCCCGUUCGUUCAUUGUUUCCUAUGGCAUUCGAACUUUUAAGUGACGAAAGCAGUUUGAUUGACAGAAUCGUUGGUUUUGACAAGGCAGUGGAGAUGUAUGCCACGUUUGAUAAGGGUGAGGUUGGCAAGAUCGUGUUUAACCCUUGGAAGGAAACAUAA
Messenger RNA from Guyanagaster necrorhizus, 1215 nucleotides. RefSeq names its product GroES-like protein. Bases 1 to 1215 code for a protein of 404 amino acids. The transcript is spliced from 11 exons. NCBI's taxonomy places the organism in Eukaryota, Fungi, Basidiomycota, Agaricomycetes, Agaricales, Physalacriaceae. The record is from RefSeq and is a predicted model, not a curated record.